Messenger RNA from Ostrea edulis (European flat oyster), 873 nucleotides. RefSeq names its product arylacetamide deacetylase-like. NCBI's taxonomy places the organism in Eukaryota, Metazoa, Mollusca, Bivalvia, Ostreida, Ostreidae. Gene Ontology annotation, molecular function: hydrolase activity. The record is from RefSeq and is a predicted model, not a curated record.
AUGUGCUCAAUUUUGGCGGUAAAAGUCAAUGACCAAAACAAUAAAAACCAACCAAAAGCAACUUCACCAAAAAAACAACCAAUGAAGUUCAAGAACACUACAAGGAGGAAUAAAGGAGUGGAUAUAACCAACAGAGUAAUGAGUGGAGUGCCUGUACGGAUGUACGAACCUUUGUCAUCGGUACAGAAAUCCAACAGACCAGUACUCAUAUACAUCCAUGGCGGAGGCUGGACCUUUCUAUCGGUUGACAACUACGACCUUCUCAGCCAAAAGCUUUCCAAGGACGCUGAUGUUGUUGUCAUAUCUGUUGAAUACAGACUGAGUCCCCAAAAUCCCUAUCCCGCUGGUUUGAAUGACGUAACCGACGUAAUUUCAUACGUAUUUAACAAUGCUGAAGACGUCGGAAUCAACCCGGGACGUAUCCCUGUAGGUGGAGACAGUUCUGGUGGGAACUUGGCAGCGGCAGCACAACUUCGCAAAGAAAUGCGUGGGAAAAUAGCAAUGCUGCUUCUGUUGGUGCCUGUGUUACAGGCGGUGAACCUGAAAACGACAAGUUUUACAGAAAACGUAGAUUAUCUACGAAACAGCGUUAACAAUCCCCAUCAAGCGUUAUAUUUCUUGCAUUACCUUAACUUAGAUUUAUCACUCUUCAGUGCAUUCAAGAACAACCAACAUACGUCUGGUGACUUUAGGUGAGGAAAAUAUCAAUUUUUGUUUGAUCAUGAGUAUCUUCCUAGUGAAUAUAUACGAUCUGAAAAACUUAGAAAAAAGAAAACAGACAUUAGUGAUUCAGACAAUAAGACAUUAUUUAAUGAAGUAAAAGAUAAGCUAACUAAAAGAAAACUACCUUUCUGUGGCGGAACUGUUACAUGA